UUGGCAGGUUGUAGGUAGGAUCAAUUUGAAAACUUUUAUUUUGCUUUUCUUAUGUGAACAUUAUAUACUUUUGACACGGAUGGAAAUGCUCCCCAGUAGAGAUAUUGCCCCUCUGAUUCUGUGAAAGGAAAAACAACAUUUAUAUGAUCAGAUAAUGGCAACCGCUGUAGUUAAUAAAGACUGUGACUUAAAUUGUCCUAUUUGCUUGGAGAAGUUCAACCUUCCCAAGAAGUUGCCUUGUUUACACACAUUUUGUGAGCUUUGUAUCCAAAGUUAUGUUCAAGCGUCAGAAACCACAGAAGAUACUAAAUUCUUCCGCUGUCCCCUGUGUCGUUUCAAGAUAGAGUGGUCAAUCCUGUCAGCUAGUGAAUGGACUCGGUCUAAGCUACAAACCGAUCACAUGAUUUUGUCUCUUCUUGAACGUGAAACAAAUGACUCAACACCCAAACAAGUAUAUUGUGAACCGUGCAAGAUUGCCAACGAAAAGAAUGUAGCAGUUUAUCACUGCAGAGAUUGUAAAGAGUGCUUUUGCGAACAAUGCUUUAACUAUUUGCAUAAACGUAAGAUAGACAACAAUUUGCACACUGUGACAGGUAUAACACCAGAUACAGAUCUGAAACCUCUGGAAAUGGAUGAACCAUGUCCUCUUCAUUCUGGAAAAAUUCUGGAAGUUUUUUGUUUUGAUCAUAAAAAGCUGUGUUGUAGUAUCUGCUUUGCGACUGACCACAGGAAAUGCGAUACCGUGACUUCUCUGGAUGAAAUAGCAAAUGAGAAAAAAGAGACCUUUGAUAUAGAUGAUUUUUUAAACCAAUUGUCUGAAGCUGAACAAUGUACUCAGUCAGCGAAAGACAAAGCAAAGGAAAAUCUCGGUCGGAUCAACAGCGACAAAGAAUCUAUGUUGCAGUCCAUUACAGACAUCAUAUCCGGUACAAAGUCCCAUUUGGAUACUCUACACGAAGAACUGAAACUGUCAAUAGAAAAGAGGUUUUCAGACACUGAAAAUUGUCAACAGUUUGAUAUAGAAUGCUUAAUUGCCUUUCAGAAAACAUUGAUCCAUGACAAAAGCAUUACUGAAGCAAUUAAAGAUCACGGCAGUAUAAGACAGAAAUUUGUCACCUUUGAAAAAACUAAAGAUACUCUUGAAAAACACUUUGAAAGGCUCUGUCUGGCAUUUAACUUUUCUGAUGCAAAAAAACUUGUCUUAGAAAUCGAGGAUAAAUUAAAAGAUGUGCAAAUGCUUUCAAAGUUAGCUUCCUUGGAGUUAGAACAAUUGGAUGAAAACGUCAUGACAGAUAUCAAGAACACAUUAUGUCCGUUAGGCUUUAUUGGUGACCAUGUUACAUUCCAGGGAUCUUUUCCAGUGAGUGACGACUCUUUUCCGCAAGUCAGAGACCCCUUCUUUUUUGCAAAAACAUUAUCAAAGUGGAGAAUAAAAUUUUAUAAAAAAGAGGGUAAAUUGAGUAUAUAUUUGGAAUGCCUUUCCCUCAAUUGUACCAACAGUUCCUACGAAGUAUCAGCAGAAUUCUGCCUUGUGAAUCAGACUGACAGGAAAAACGACACAAUUAGAAGAUUAAGCGGCACCCGCCAGUUCUGUUAUGAUAGUCGAUGCUGGGGUUUCUCUUCAUUUAUAAACUGGCAAAUGCUGGAAAAAGAAUACAUCUCCAAUAAUAAGAUGAAAAUAGUUGUCAAAGUAUGGUGAACAAAAACUUUUAAAAAAUCUUACAUGUACACAACAUAUAAUCCGUUGCUUCGUGAAGUCAAAUUCAAGACAUCCAACCAACCAAAAUGUUGCUCAUUGCGAUGAAAGACAUUGAUAAUUUUUGUUAUGAAGAGAUAUA
Messenger RNA from Magallana angulata, 1838 nucleotides. RefSeq names its product probable E3 ubiquitin-protein ligase MID2. The transcript has a single exon. The record is from RefSeq and is a predicted model, not a curated record. The coding region runs from base 155 to 1699 and encodes 514 amino acids. Gene Ontology annotation, molecular function: protein binding. Lineage: Eukaryota; Metazoa; Mollusca; Bivalvia; Ostreida; Ostreidae.